Fonsecaea multimorphosa CBS 102226 is the source of this 1398-nucleotide messenger RNA. RefSeq lists its product as uncharacterized. The record is from RefSeq and is a predicted model, not a curated record. The transcript is spliced from 6 exons. Bases 1 to 1398 code for a protein of 465 amino acids. NCBI's taxonomy places the organism in Eukaryota, Fungi, Ascomycota, Eurotiomycetes, Chaetothyriales, Herpotrichiellaceae.
AUGGCUACAUCCAUAUUCAGUUAUGGUAUCUCUCGCCCCUACCCGUUUGGCUGGUUCACUCCCGCGACCAUUGCCGGGGGCAGCCUCGCUUUGGUACUUUUCUCAUUCUUGAACCUGUUGUCAACCGGAUACUAUCAGAGUGUUGAGUAUGUUACGGACCCAAAUUCAACCAUCACCGCUAGCAAAUGGCUGGACCGUUUCCCUUCAUAUUUCACGGGCCAAAUGAAGGCGUCGUGUCAGGCGGAGGACAUUCAAGUGAACACUAGGUUCUUCACCAACCAAACUGCCCUCACAUAUACCAUCACAGGCGUAUGGACGACACCAGAUGGGACCAGCGCCCUCGUUUCACCAGCCCUUACCUAUCUCAACAACCCCAUCCAGAACUGUCAGGUAAACAACAUACAGAUCGAGUUGGAGUCCGAAGAUCGCAGCGUGACCCAGUAUGGUUGGAAUGCCUGGGGCGAGUAUCUUCAGGCAUUCAUUACCUGCAGCAUUCAAGGGAACGAUGGGACAAUCUUCUUCAAUUUGAGCACAGACUAUGAUUUCGUCCCCGACACGGCUCAGUUCCCCACCGGGAACUACAGCACGCAGGUCGGCCUGUUCAGUUUCGUGACCAGAAACGCGACGACCAAGGCCAGUCUCUGGUGGGGCGAAUCACUGUUAUCUCAGUACUGGUCAUUUGUUUCGUCCGAGAUGCAAACAAUCCGUGGUGAAACGGACAACAACCUCAGGAAAGGCACGAUACACUUCUCCCCACCCAACGCCAGUCGGCCUCUUCGGGAUAUCACCGACCUUGGGUUCUUCAACAUCAACUACCGCUUCAUAUCAAACACCGUUGUCGAAAACGAAUCAGAGACCUGGGGCGGAUCUGGAGUGGACGUCUACGCCCCGUCUGAUGGCCAGACCGUGUCCAGCCUCGCAUCCACCGACACUUCUCCCAACGUCUGGAUCGCUUCCGACAGCCUGGCCAAGGCCUUCUACUCGACAAUCAUGACGGACCUGGGUCAGGUCACUGCCGUGCCGAACAUUCUCACCGACGCGACGGCCCUGCAAUACUUUUCCCGAAACAUCACGGCCAUGCAGAAGUCGACUUUGAAUGCCAUCCCCGGCCCCGCAGAUGACAGUUACGACGCCCUGAAGGACCAAACGGGCCCGCUGGGCACGUCUGCCUCUGUCAUCUCGACGAAAUACUUGUGUCAAGUGCCGAAACGGAAGUCUGCAGGGACCCUUGUUCUGUCCAUCCUCGUGGCCGAUCUCGUCUUCCUGCAGGCGCUGUGGAAGGUCUUCACCUUGUGUACCGACGCUUGGCUGACUCACAAAAAUCCUCGAGGUGCGGAAGACUCAAAUACCUCCUCCCUUCUCUGUCCUGGUUCAAUGGUUCUGGAGCCAGUGAGCUAA